Varanus komodoensis (Komodo dragon) is the source of this 8118-nucleotide messenger RNA. RefSeq lists its product as uncharacterized. Gene Ontology annotation, biological process: intracellular signal transduction. The record is from RefSeq and is a predicted model, not a curated record. Gene Ontology annotation, molecular function: protein binding; guanyl-nucleotide exchange factor activity. Lineage: Eukaryota; Metazoa; Chordata; Lepidosauria; Squamata; Varanidae.
UGGAUAAGAUGGAAUUCAACAAGCUUCUGAGUGCAGCAGGAGGGCAUCAGAGGAGACAGGAGGAGGUGGGCAGCAGCAAUGAUGCUGAUGUCCGCGAGGACUUGGAUUUUGUACAAAUGUACCUCACCUGUUUACCUGAGAGAUACAUGAAGGCAAAGUUUACUCUGACAGCAUAUCUGGCAUGUUGGCUAAUCUUGAAACUCUGCAAGAGAGCUUGGGAGAAAAGAGGUUCAGCCUCCCAAAAGGUCCCAGAGCCAGUAGAAAAUUGCACGAAUGAAGGAGAGCUGGAAGAAGACCGGAGUUCUUCUAGCCCAAGUACAUUAGAGCUGGAGAUACGUGGAUCAGGCCAGGAAACAGAUGAAGACUAUUUUGAGACCCAGUCCCAUCAGAGCGAAUCACUGUCAGAUAUCAAGACAGAGCCUUAUGAAAGCGCCUCAGACUCGGAGUCUGUUGCCAGCGAUGUAACAAAAGAAACCAGCCUGAGCUCAUGCUGCCUUUCUUCAGAAGAACCAUGGCCUAAGUCUCCUGAAACAGAAGCAGAAGUAGCUGCCUCCAAGCCUAAAUGCCCAAGUCAGCUGGAAUGUGUGGAAAAGGAAGUAGUGGAACUGCCAUCUGUUUUACACAUUGCAGCAAGGAAAGGUGAAUUGGAGGUAGUUGCACCACGAUCAAAACCGGAAGAAUUCAGUGGGGGAGAGGGACACUUACCUUGCAGUAUUACCUUUGCAGGAUCAGAUACCAGUGAAGAGGGAUUUGUCUCACAGAUGAAGGCCAUGUUGGUAGCAGAAGCAAAGUCGAUAAACAAAGAGGGAGACUUCGAUAUUUGCUCAAAAAAUCUCACUGAAGGUGCUGUUGUCAAAGGCAACACAAGUAAAGAAGCAACAACAGUUGCUAGUCUCAGAGCAAACUCUGAGAACUCUCUGCGUUUCCUUGACAUUUGGCAUUCUCCUGCUCCCUCUGAAACAGUUUCAAGAUAUAGUUUGCCUAAUAUUCACUUAGAAUCAAACAGAAUGUGGAAAAGAAACUGUGAAGCAUCCGAAGUUAGGUAUAAGCAAGAUGAUAUACCUAACACCAAAUGCAACAGGAAAAACUUUACUGGCAGUCAAAAACCCACAGAUGCGAACUUGUGUGGGAGAAAAGUGGAGGCCACAGCUAUGUCCUGUUUGAAAUCUGCAUUUCAGACAUCUUCCACAAGGCCAGGGGUCCUAGAAAUGAAAUCAUGGCACAGCUUACCUGAGAACAUAAGUACACAAGAGGUCAAAGAGCAUGCCAGUGAUUGUAUUUGUCUAGCAGAGAAGUUAAGUGGGCCAUGCUCCAGAUUUUCCCUAGAAGUGUCUGAUUAUGAAUGUGCAAGGGAAAACCUAGAAAGAUGUGGGAACUGCCCGCAAAAUUUCUUGAAGAUGGGAAGAGGCAUAGGUAUUGGAGGUUCACUUCUUAAUAUUCAUCUGGCCUCAAAUAAGAGCCAGUUGAUGCGCGCAACAACCUCCUACUGGGCUACCAGUAAGAAUUUGCACAAUAAUCCCAAGGUCUACGGCCUUACAACAGAAAAAGCAGAUUCAUUUCAGUGUUUGUCUUUGGCACUAUCCCAGCUUCCAGAUCCCACAGUGAAUAAAUCCAGGCAGGAGACUUCUUCAUCUCUGGAGUGUGUCCCAACAAACAUUAAUGCCAAAGUAGUGUUUGAAAAAGAUCCGUCUGCAACAGUAGAUGAGACAGAAAUUAAAGGGUACCUUCAGGAUCUUAGCUUUGAAUCCAACAUGCAUGAUGCUAAAGGCCCAGAAAAUUUACUAGGUGGAUGUAUCAUGGCGGAUAAAUAUGAGAAUAGCUGUGGCAUCUUUGCUUCUGUUGCCAGGGGAAAGGUAAACAUGGAGAGAAAAUGCCUUGAAAAUCAAAACACUGAUGCCUUUGUAGAAGCAUCUGAGGGGAGAGUCAAAUCUGGACUCAAUCUAGGUGGGGGAGCAUCAGAUGAGAUUCUGGCAUCAAGUGGGAAAGAUUUCACAGAAAAAGAGGCAUCUGGGCUUCAGAAUGCGAGCAAGACAGCCAGUGCCUUAAAAUGUCCGUCAAAACAGGAGAGGACAAAUGGGCAUCUCAUGAGUACAGAAAGGCAGGACUGUUAUUGUGGUAGUGGUGAAAAUGACUCUGCUUUGGGACCAAAGCCACUUCACAUUUGCCAGGGGGAAAAGUCAGAGUUGAAACCUCUGUUGAUUCAAUCUCUUGGUCAGAAAGAAGUAGAAUCAGAGAAGAUGGAUGGUGAGAACUACUUGGCUGAUUUAACUGCUGAGAAUGUAGAUUCUCAUCUCAUCCCCACAAGAGAUGCCAGAGAAGCACAGGAAGUUCCAAACACACAGUAUUGUUGUGCAAAUGACAUUUUACCUGCACAGGUGAUGUCAGGCUGUGAAAGUCAGUUCCAUGUUAGGAUGGCCAUUCAAGAAAGCACAAAAACCGUACUCAAGGAAGCAGAAACGACUGUUCUGGAUUCCUCUUCAGUGGUUGUACCUACAAAUCCUACAGGUGCUAGUAUGGAGAACAAUUCCUGUAGGAACAAUUUAAUUCUGAAAAGUGCUAUAUUAUCUCAGAAUGAAGAGGGAAGUACAGAUGGCUUGUUCUCAGAACCAUGUGGAAUAAAGGGGGAGAUAUUUCUGAUACAGCCCUGCCAAAUGAAAGCUGGUUCUGCCUUGGAAACAGCACACGUAGAAAAUCAAUCAUUUGAAAUGACAGGGCAUGCAGUGGUGGUUGAACCUCUGACCACAAAUGUGGAGCAAGACACUUGUGUAGCCACUGCAAGAGCACAGGAAAGGAAAAGUGACCUGUGCCAAGAUGCCACUGCUGGUGAUAAGACCCAUGGGAAUCAUAUAGACAGUAAGCAAAUUCUUGAGAAAGGAGACACUAAAAAUUGUGAUAAACCCCAUGGGAAGACAGAACUCAACACGGACAUUCCUGAAAAAGAUCCAGGGUGCAUUACCCAAGGCUGUGAAUGGAAGACAAACUCAGAUAACUGUGAUUCUCUGAUGAAAAUGGACAGCCAAGAUAAUAGCACAUCAGGUCUAGAUAAUAUCAGCAUGGGCAGUACAAACAGUGAGGAGAUGGAUGAGAACCUGCUUAACUUUCUGGGUUGUAACAGUAGUUUUUAUAAGGCAGUGCAGAGAAACAAUAAGGUUGUGGUCACAGAGAAGCCUGCCAAGCAUUCAAAAUUUUUAGCCUUUUCAAAAAUGGCAUCCUUCAGAAAGACUAAGCUAACAUCUGCUGAAAUUCAAGACAGUGUCAAGACCAAGACGGAGAGCUUAGAUGGUGAUAAACAGGAUGAGCUGGAAGAGGGCUUGAAGUCCGUCAGUUCACCCAGCUCUGCUUCCCAGAGCAAGGAGCACUGCCUUGCAGAGUAUUCAGAUGAUGACGAUGAUUUAUUCUAUGAACGACCAGUAGGAUUGUUCAAUAGGAUUAGCCUGAGGAAGGCGUCUGGUUCUGGGCGCACACUUCUGGAAGGCGUGGGCACAGGUUCUUCUCCUCUACUGGCCAAGAUGAAAUGCUCUGAAGGAAAAGCUUUAGGUUCCGCAGAGAAUAACAGCACUGAGUCUGUGGAGUACCCUGAACUCAGGAAAUCGUCAUCUGAGAACGAUUUUAAGAGAAACAAAAACACAGAGAGUAAAAAAUUCAAGAAUCGACUGGCUUUGGCCCACCGUUCCUUCUCAAGUUUCUUUGAAUCUAAAACCCUUGAGAAGGAGAACACUGAACAGAGUUCAAAGGUUGCAAUGAAAAAUGAAAAAGGCAAAUCACCCCAAACAUCCUGGAAAGCAUUUCUGAAAAGCAAGGAGGCAGAUGGUCUGAAACGCUCCGCUUUAAGCAAUUCUCUUCCAGCACAGCAGACUCCUUGCUCUAGCAGGAGCCCUGGCAGCUUUGCGAGAAGAACAUCCAAGGAAAAGCAAGAAAAUCGCAAUGGACAAGUUUUUCUGAAAUCAAGUGUGCCUAAUGGCUCAUCUGCAGAGGCUGGGCACUCCGAUUCCUCUGGGACUGGUGAAUUUCUACCUAUGGACACAAGGGUGAGCAGGAGAGAAUCAUCUCACGAACUCACUUUAAAGUGUCCACAUUGCCCAGACUGCAAUGGGAAAGAGGAAGCAAUGAGCCAGGAUGGGGACACUUCCUUUGAUGAAUUCUGGCUGAAAGCUCCCAUUAGCCCAAUAGAUCUCCAGUCGUCAUUUUCUCAUUUCGCUCCCUCUUGCCCCCAGUUGUCCAUGUAUGAACGUAAAGAUAUGCCAUGCAGGCCUAUGAGCCCCAAGCCACAGAGUCCUCGGACUAGUUCUCAGCGCAAGGGUUUCCAUUACCCAGGAAGAUUAAACUCCACUUCAAUGAUCUCUCUUGGAAACAUCUCUGUGAUCGAUGGCGCUUUGGAGGCACCCGAGAGGCCAAAGACCUUGAAGCCCAGGUCUAGCUUCUUGCAGUCAAUGCACUCAUUAGAUAAUGACUAUCUAAGAGAGGACAGUGGCAUAAGCAGCCAGUCACAGAUCAGCUUAACCACAGCUUCUUCAGUGAGUGAUAUCAGAGAUGAGGAGAAUAUCCAACCAAGUCAAUUCCCGUCAGAAAAGAGGCCCGGUGAAAAACGUGGUCUCCAUUGCAGAAAGCGGUCUACUCAGCUGCUGCUCUCUCCACACUCAUUCUCAAGCAUAGAGGACAAAGCCUGGGUGCUUCCCUUGCAUGUUCAGGAGGGGAAAGCAAAGGAGCCUGCCCAGAGGAAGAGGCACAGACCCUUAUACAAGCGUUUCAGCUUUGAUGACACAUGGAUGGAAAGGAAUCGGAAAAGGAAGCUUGUGAAAGAGACGCAGUCAGACAGAGAGAAUGAAUCGAGUGUUCUCCCAGGGGAUCAGUUGAAAGUUAAAAGAAGACCAUCCAUUAAUUCAUCAGUGGCCUUCAGUGGGCUUCCACUCAAGUUGCAUAUCUAUUCCCAGAGCACACCCACUGGAUUAGACGGCAUGGGACUCAGGCAGCCAAUCUCCUUUCCUGUAAUUGCUGAUGGAUCACUUGAGAAGACCAGUGAUGAUGUGGGAAGUGAAGAGGACUUGUAUGAAGACUUUCGAGGCUCUAGCCAUCAUUAUGGCCAUCCAGGAGGUGGAGGAGAACAACUUGCUAUUAAUGAGCUCAUCAGCGAUGGUGGUGUGGUCUAUGCAGAAGCACUCUGGGCUCAUGUCACAAUGGAUGACCAAGAGCUAGGCUUCAAGGCUGGAGAUGUGGUUGAAGUAAUGGACGCCACUAACAAAGAAUGGUGGUGGGGCAGGAUAAUGGACAGUGAGGGCUGGUUCCCUGCCAGCUUCGUACGGCUCCGAGUGAACCAGGAUGAACCAAUGGAAGACUACCCUCUGAAGUUAGAAGAUGGGAGGGAAAAAGACUCUAUAAAUGCUCCCCACCGUUAUGGGGUGGGGCAUACAACUAAGGAUCAGAUGAGAACCAAUGUUAUCAAUGAAAUCCUAAGCACAGAGAGAGAUUACAUCAAACACCUGAAGGACAUCUGUGAGGGCUAUAUAAAACAGUGUCGUAAAAGAGCAGACAUGUUCACAGAGGAGCAACUGAAGACAAUCUUUGGGAAUAUUGAGGAUAUCUAUAAGUGCCAGAAAAAAUUUGUUAAAGCACUGGAAAAGAAAUUCAACAAAGACUACCCACACCUGAGUGAGGUCGGCUCCUGCUUCUUGGAAUAUCAAAACGAGUUCCAGAUCUACUCUGAGUAUUGCAACAACCAUCCCAAUGCCUGCAUGGAACUCUCCCGACUCACCAAAGUGAGCAAGUAUGUUUAUUUCUUUGAAGCAUGUCGUUUGCUUCAGAAGAUGAUUGACAUCUCUCUGGAUGGCUUCCUUCUGACCCCUGUGCAGAAAAUUUGCAAGUACCCUCUGCAGCUUGCAGAAUUGCUGAAAUAUACUAACCCACAACAUAGGGAUUUUAAAGAUGUUGAAGCCGCUUUAAACGCCAUGAAGAAUGUGGCACAGCUCAUCAAUGAGAGGAAGAGGCGUUUGGAGAACAUAGACAAAAUUGCUCAGUGGCAGAGUUCAAUAGAGGACUGGGAGGGUGAAGACGUCCUUGUCAAGAGUUCUGAACUCAUCUACUCUGGGGAAUUAACCAAAAUUUCCCAGCCUCAAGCCAAGAGCCAUCAAAGAAUGUUUUUCCUCUUUGAUCAUCAGCUUGUCUGCUGCAAGAAGGAUCUCCUACGACGUGAUAUCCUGUAUUAUAAGAGUCGAAUCAACAUAGACAACAUGGAGAUUCUGGAUGUGGAAGAUGGAAAGGAUAAAGACUUCAGUAUCACUGUUAAAAAUGCAUUCAAAUUGCAUUGUAGGGACCCGGAAGGAGUCCAUUUAUUUUGUGCAAAGAAGCCAGAGCAGAAGCAGCGCUGGCUCAGAGCGUUUGAGAACGAGCGGAAGCAGGUUCAGCUUGACCAAGAAACAGGAUUUUCGAUCACAGAGAUGCAGAAGAAACAAGCUAUGCUUAAUGCCAGCAAACAGAACCAGAGUGGGAAACCAAAAGUGGUCACCAGGACAUAUUAUGAUUUCUUGAUGCGCCAGAAACACCCCACCUUGCCUACCAACCUGCCGCAGCAGCAAGUCUUCAUGCUGGCAGAGCCCGCGCAAGCCUUCCAACUUCUGGCAGAACAUCAGCAGGCUGGCACCAUUUCGGAAAUAAGAGGAAAGAAGCCCAACCUCGUGCCUGAAUACCCUCGAGAAAGCACUUUAUGCAUCAGUCCUGCAAAACCAAGCACUAGCACCCCCUCCUGGCUUUCAGAGGGAUAACAUUCAUCCUUCACACCCUUCUUUUGCCAGACUCAUCAUGUUACGAUGACAUGUUGCGUAUGCGUGUGUGUGUCUGUGAAAAUGAGCCUGCCCAUCUCUUCGAGCAUCCAGGAAGACAAAAUGUGAGAUUGGAGUCAGAACCUUAUUGCCCUCCUUUUUCUUAACCUCCCUUGUUUUAUCAGUUUCUUUUUGGACCAUAUUUCUCGUUGGGAAUCUGAUUCACUUUGUUUCCACAAGGCUGCCAGACAAGGAAGGCAAGUGGCUGUUUAGUCCCACUACCUGCUUGGCAUUUGCUCUAAGCAGCUGUUUAGUGAUGCUGCUGUUUUGCAAUUUUUCUGGUGUGAUGGAUUCCCUUUCUCUCCCCUUCUCAUCCUCAUUUUCAUCAAAAUCCUGAAUAGACGAAGCAUUCCCAGGGAAGCACCUUCAACCUUCCUUUACCUGAAAGUGGAACUACUGACAAGAAACCAGAACAGGACCCACAAAUCUGAAGCAUGACUAAACCACCCUCAAGACCUUUUCAAUCUAGUUGAGUUAAUGUACAUAGUAGGGGAGGGGGAAAUGUGCCUAAAUUAACUUUGCAUUACUUUUACUUUCUACCAACACUUUGCCAUAGUUCCUGGCCAAUGAAACUUUUUGUCAAUGUUUUUAAAUGUUUAUUUAUGGUUAAAGUGCAGAUAACUGUAUUUUGUAAGAGUUUGUAAUCUGUCUUGUCAGAUGUUAACUUGAUGCCUGUUUUGUCUAAUUUUUUUCACUAAAGAAAAAGGCCAACCUUUGUAAGCCUGUAGUCCUAAAGAUAUGAAACAGACAUGUCUGAAGAGGAAUUUCAGAUGUACCAGGCACUUACACACAAAUCAGUAUUACUUGGAAACUGUGUCGCCCAUGCAAUGGACUACAGAGGUAGUGAGGGUACUUACUGAAAAGCAGGGACAGUUUGAAAAUUGUAUGGGAGAGUGUAUAUCUAGAUGCAGGCACUUGAAAAAUUGAGGGCAAAAAUACCCAUAUAAUCACUGAUUAGGAAGAGAAAGAUUUGCCUUAUAUUAGUGAAAUAGUUAGAAGCCAUAACUGACUGAAUCCCAUCAUCAAGGGAUUUCCUGGUACUGUGAAGUUAAAAGGAAAAAACCCAACCUUACUCCAGUAUGAGACUAUUGCAGGGCAGCGAGCAUGCAUUAGCCUGAUGCAGAGAGAGGCAGUGUCCAGUGGUAGCUGACAGCUACACAGACGUAGAAGCAUGCUCAGAUUCAUUCUUGCACUAUAUCCUUUACCCCAGUGGGAGGGGCUACAUUUAAAUUUCAUAAAGAAACUUGUAAAAAUGACUUCCACUCAGUGUCUGUGUGUGUUAUAAAGCAACCUUUGUGGUACAGCA